AUGGAUGUUUGGUCAAAGAAGUAUCCUGUUGCUGGAUGGGAAGCGGCAAUUGUUAUUGAAUACCUCAUGAGGUUUUGCCUUGCAGAUGUCUCUGGCUCCGAGGCUGUUCUCUUCCUGUACUGUCGACACAACGAAGCCUGGAAUAUAUCGAAUUAUUUGGGGUCCCUGAUUAGCCAGGUGCUCACAAUGUACAGACACCUUCCGUCGGUUACAGAGGAUGUCCAUAACUUGUAUGAUGUGCAUCGAACACAACGAAGCAGACCUUCAAAGACCGAGUUAGUCACAAUACUUUACACUAUGCUAAUCUGUUUCAAAAAUGGUCGACUUUUACUGGAUGGUCUGGACGAGUUGCCGGAUCGUGAACAGAUUGAACUCAUGUCUAUUUUCCGAGGCCUUCCGGUUUCAUUAUUGGUCACAUCACGAAAGAUUGGUUUCGAGGUAUUUGAUUUUCCACAGGACACUAUACACAUGAACAUAGGGGACCAAAAUCAUGAGGAUAUUCGCCUAUUUCUCCACGAUGCCAUACCACGGACGGCUAGUGUUUCUCGGAUACUGCGAAGAAACAAGGGAUUUCUGGAGGAAAUAUGCGAUAAGAUCUUGACUAUAUCUAGCGGAAUGUUCCUACUUGCAACACUGAAGUCACAGUCCUUACAGGGGUACACCACCAUGACAAGCUUAUCAAAUAGUUUAGAUGGACUGCCCGACGAUGUACAAUCAAUGUAUCUCUCCCUUAUGGGCAGGAUUAAUUCCCAAAAGGGGGAAUACCCGUCCUUUGCGAAACGCGCCAUUACUUGGAUCAUGUACGCUCGUCGCCCAUUAACCAUAGCUGAGCUCGAACAUGCACUUGCUAUGCGGGAGGAAGGGAGCACAUUCAAUGACAGAGACAUUCCUGCCCAAGAUACGCUUAUCACUUCGUCCUGUGGGCUCAUUGAAAUUCAGCCAAUAAGUCAAACUGUGCGCCUUGUCCAUCAUACAGCAUACGAGUUUUUGAAUGAUCACCCUGAGAAUCUGAUCCAGUCACCACACGCGUUUAUUGCAAAGACAUGCAUUUCCUACCUGACUGCUUUCCACUUUACCACACUGGAAAAGUUGCCAUAUGCUGCCUUUGAAGCUCUGGUAAAAUCUCACAAUGCUCCUUUACUCGAGUAUGCGUAUCAGAAUUGGACGGUUCACAUCGGCAACUGUGAUGCAGAAUCAUAUCCCACUGAGGCUGUGCAUAAUUUUGUGGUCCAAACUCCCAAUUUUCCGCUGUUUGACCCUCGGAUUGGGUUCAAUUGGUUCAAUCCAGGCCACGUCAUUGCAUACUACGAUCUCCGGGUGCCGUUCUUCUGGGAUGACUUUUGCAACGUUCGGACAGCCAAGAAGUACACUCCUCUCACAAUCGCUGCUUUGAAUGGGUGCACCCACAUAGGACAGUUGUAUAAUUACGUACCUUACGAUAUAUUUAAAAAUGAUGAAUUAACGUAA
This is a messenger RNA of Psilocybe cubensis, 1467 nucleotides long. RefSeq lists its product as uncharacterized. The record is from RefSeq and is a predicted model, not a curated record. The transcript is spliced from 4 exons. The coding region runs from base 1 to 1467 and encodes 488 amino acids. NCBI's taxonomy places the organism in Eukaryota, Fungi, Basidiomycota, Agaricomycetes, Agaricales, Agrocybaceae.